AUGUUUUCCCUCGCCAAUGUGGCCCAGGGGCUGCCGGCGAUCUCGCAGUCCCUGCGGCAGCUCGCGCCGGUCCUGACCCGCGCCUACCACAAGAACGUUCUAGACCACUACGAGAACCCGCGCAAUGUCGGCAGCAUGGACAAGGACGACCCCAACGUCGGGACGGGCCUCGUGGGCGCGCCUGCGUGCGGCGACGUGAUGAAGCUGCAGAUCAAGGUCGACGAGAACGGGAACAUCAUCGAGUCGAAGUUCAAGACGUUCGGCUGCGGCUCGGCGAUCGCGAGCAGCAGCCUGGCGACCGAGUGGGUCAAGGGCAAGACGAUGGAGGAGGUGCUGGAGAUCAAGAACAGCGACAUCGCGAAGCACCUGAACCUGCCCCCGGUGAAGCUGCACUGCUCGAUGCUCGCGGAGGACGCGAUCAAGGCGGCCGUGAAGAACCUGAACGAGAAGCGCGCCAAGAGCGGCGCGGAGGCGAAGCAGGCCGCCGCGUAG
Molecule: messenger RNA, 492 nt
Organism: Pedinophyceae sp. YPF-701
Lineage: Eukaryota; Viridiplantae; Chlorophyta; Pedinophyceae
Source: the annotation of a GenBank genome assembly